AUGGAACCAGGCAAUGAUACACAAAUUUCAGAAUUUCUUCUUUUGGGAUUUUCAGAAGAACCAGAAUUGCAACCUCUCAUAUUUGGGCUUUUCCUCUCCAUGUACCUGAUCACUGUGUUUGGAAACCUGCUCAUCAUCCUGGGCACCAUCUCAGACUCCCACCUCCACACACCCAUGUACUUCUUCCUCUCCAACUUGUCCUUUGUAGACAUCUGUUUCACUUCCACCACCAUCCCAAAGAUGCUGUGGAACAUCCAGACAGAGAGUAAAGCUAUCACCUAUGAAGAUUGCAUCACGCAGAUUUAUUUUUUCACACUCUCUGCAGUGUUGGACAUCUUUCUCCUGACAGUAAUGGCCUAUGACCGGUUUGUGGCCAUCUGCCAUCCCCUGCACUAUACAGUCAUCAUGAACCUCCGGCUCUGUGGGCUGCUGGUUCUGGUGUCCUGGAUCAUGUGUAUCCUGAAUUCCUUGUUACAAAGCUUAAUGGUGUUGCAGCUUUCCUUCUGUACCAACUUGGAAAUCCCUCACUUUUUCUGUGAACUGAAUCAGAUGGUCCAACUUGCCUGUUCUGACACAUUUAUUAAUAACAUGGUGAUGUAUUUUGCAGCUGUCCUGAUGGGUGGUGGUCCUUUUGCCGGUAUCCUUUACUCAUACUCUAAGAUAGUUUCCUGCAUACGUGGAAUCUCAUCAGCUCAGGGGAAGUAUAAAGCAUUUUCCACCUGUGCUUCUCACCUCUCCAUUGUCUCCUUAUUUUAUUGUACAAGCUUAGGUAUGUACCUCAGCUCUGCUGCUACCCACAGCUCACACUCAAGUGCAACAGCCUCAGUGAUGUACACUGUGCUCACACCCAUGCUGAACCCCUUCAUCUACAGUUUGAGGAACAAAGACAUAAAGAGGGCCCUGAAAGCCUUCUUUGUGAAGGAAACCACAAAAUUAUCUUAG
Molecule: messenger RNA, 942 nt
Organism: Equus quagga
Lineage: Eukaryota; Metazoa; Chordata; Mammalia; Perissodactyla; Equidae
Product: olfactory receptor 7A17-like
Exons: 1
Coding region: 1-942 (313 amino acids)
Biological process (GO): G protein-coupled receptor signaling pathway
Cellular component (GO): membrane
Molecular function (GO): olfactory receptor activity; G protein-coupled receptor activity
Source: RefSeq, a predicted model, not a curated record